Molecule: messenger RNA, 1866 nt
Organism: Cloeon dipterum
Lineage: Eukaryota; Metazoa; Arthropoda; Insecta; Ephemeroptera; Baetidae
Product: aromatic-L-amino-acid decarboxylase-like
Exons: 8
Coding region: 135-1574 (479 amino acids)
Biological process (GO): serotonin biosynthetic process; amino acid metabolic process; catecholamine metabolic process
Cellular component (GO): cytoplasm
Molecular function (GO): aromatic-L-amino-acid decarboxylase activity; pyridoxal phosphate binding
Source: RefSeq, a predicted model, not a curated record
AACAUAGCUCUAGUGGGCGCGUUGUUAGUUGUUAUUUGGCAAUCAGUUAAGCUAAAAUAUUCAAUCAGCUGUUAGAUUUCAUUUUUUUUUAAUGUCCUGACUGAUUCUACACAAAGCCAAAAAUAUUUAAAACGAUGGACAGCUCAGAGUUUAAAGAAUUUUCCAAGAGUAUGGCUGAUUUCAUCGCCAAUUAUUUGGACAAUAUCAGACAAAGGCACGUGCUUUCCACGGUUGAGCCAGGUUACAUACGAAACCUAUUGCCAGUAGCUGCUCCUGAGGAAGGCGAAAAGUGGCAAGCAGUUAUGGAUGACCUUGAGAAGGUCAUCAUGCCUGGGGUGACCCACUGGCACCAUCCUCAGUUCCACGCUUAUUUCCCGACAGCGAACAGUUACCCAGCCAUCGUUGCAGAUAUGCUUUCCGGAGCCAUUGCUUGUCUUGGCUUUUCCUGGAUUACAAGUCCCGCGUGCACGGAAUUGGAGAUGGUUAUGCUUGACUGGCUUGGCAAAAUGAUAGACUUGCCAGCCGAUUUUCUCUCUGGUUCAAAUGGGAAUGGUGGAGGCGUGAUCCAAGGCACUGCCUCUGAGGCUACGCUGGUAGCUCUACUCGGUGCCAAAGCGAAAGUCCUAAAAAAAAUAGAUGAACUUACUCCCAACACCUCAAAUGACGAAGGUGUUGCAGCAAAGCUUGUUGCAUACUGCUCAGAACACGCACAUUCCUCCGUGGAGCGAGCGGGUUUGCUAAGUGGCGUAAUAAUGCGCGCAGUUCCCGCUGAGGACGACUACCGCCUCCGGGGCGAUGCCUUACGUGCUUUUAUUCGGGAAGACAAACAAGCUGGACUUAUUCCCUUCUUUGCUGUUGCCACCCUGGGCACAACCAACUGCUGCGCCUUUGACGACCUGGACGAGAUCGGCACAGUGUGCCGAGACGAGGACGUUUGGUUGCACGUGGACGCUGCUUACGCCGGCUCGGCCUUCAUUUGCCCUGAGUUCAGACCCCUGAUGAAGGGCGUGGAGAAGGCCGACUCGUUCAAUUUCAACCCGCACAAGUGGAUGCUGGUCAAUUUUGACUGCGCGGCGAUGUGGCUGAAGGAGCCCAGCUACGUUGUUAAACCAUAUGGCGUCGAUGCUGCUUAUCUCAAGCACAACCACCAAGGAACAAUUGUUCCUGAUUUCAGGAACUGGCAAAUUCCGUUCGGCAGGCGAUUCCGCUCAUUGAAACUGUGGUUUGUGUUGCGCAUUUACGGCGUCAAAGGUCUGCAAGCGUACAUCCGCAAGCAAGUUGCUCUAGCCAAGCAAUUCGAAGGACUUGUUUUGCAGGAUAGUCGCUUUGAACUGGUCUGUCCUGCGUCUAUGGGACUUGUUUGCUUCGGAUUAAAAGGGAGGAACGAGCUGAACGAAAUUCUGCUGAAGAAGAUAAACUCACACGGUAGGAUUUACAUGGUGCCCUCUCAGAUCAGAGACAAGUAUUUCCUAAGAAUGGCUGUUUGCUCUCGAUUCUGUCAGCCGGCGGACAUGGAGCUCGCAUUCCACGAAGUUGCUUUGUUAGCGACAGAGCUUUUAAAUAUCUUGUCUUAAACUCAUUGACACUACAUUCCAUUCCAAUUAAGUGUAUUAAUCCUCAACUAGGAUUUUAUAUUUUAAUUCCUGUGUCGGACGUGAAUAAUCGCACUCAUAGCGCUGGGGAAUAUUAAUUGGUUUUGCUAGCAGAAUUACUGAUGGAAAAAUUAUAAGCUUAAAUACCUUCUUGUUCUCAUUGCAAGAAAGUAUCACAUCACCUAUUAUUGCUUUUACAAUAAAGAUAUAAAAAUAAGAUAAUAAAAUAGCAAACAAAACAACAUAAUUACUCCUGCUUUUUAUAUAUGUACCA